Molecule: messenger RNA, 2072 nt
Organism: Coccidioides immitis RS
Lineage: Eukaryota; Fungi; Ascomycota; Eurotiomycetes; Onygenales; Onygenaceae
Product: exodeoxyribonuclease III (xth)
Exons: 6
Coding region: 97-1899 (600 amino acids)
Biological process (GO): base-excision repair
Cellular component (GO): nucleus
Molecular function (GO): DNA-(apurinic or apyrimidinic site) endonuclease activity; zinc ion binding; double-stranded DNA 3'-5' DNA exonuclease activity
Source: RefSeq, a predicted model, not a curated record
CUCAAAGAACCGAAACUCCUCCUAGUCUUAACUAGGUAGCUAAGAACACCGAUAUCCGGCAAUUAAAAGAGAAUCAAGUGUGGCAGAGUCAGCGUCAUGACUUUCCGCCUUACGACCUGGAAUGUCAAUGGCAUACGGAAUCCAUUUUCGUACGAACCAUGGCGAGGUACACAGUCAUUUCAGGGAAUGUUUGAUCUUCUUGAAGCAGACAUCAUUGUGCUUCAGGAGCUUAAAAUUCAGAGAAAAGAUUUACGGGACGACAUGGUAUUAGUUCCUGGCUGGGAUUGCUUUUUCAGUCUGCCAAAGUACAAGAAAGGAUACUCCGGGGUGGCAAUAUACACCCGAAAUGCCACCUGUUCGCCUAUAUAUGCCGAAGAAGGUGUCACCGGUAUUCUUUGUCCGCCAAAUUCCACGUCCUCGUACCGGGAACUCCCAGAAUCGGAGCAAAUUGGCGGGUACCCGACAGAUGAGCAACUCUCAACCUCAGAGUUAAGUGCGGAAACUCUUGAUUCAGAGGGUCGCUGCGUGAUACUCGAGUUUCCUGCCUUCGUUCUACUCGGUGUCUAUUGUCCUGCAAACAGAGAUGAAACGCGAGAUGGCUUUCGACUAGGAUUUCUAAAUGCGCUCGAUCAUCGUAUCCGAAACCUGAUUUCCCUAGGGAAGAGGGUUGUCGUUGCGGGAGAUUUAAAUAUUUCAAGGGAUGAGAUUGAUUCUGCGCAUGCAUUAGAGCAAAUUCGGAAAAGCAGGCUGACAACCGAUGAAUUUCUCUCGUCGCCGGCUCGCAUUAUUUUCAACCGGUUAGUCGAAGGUGGGAGGGUUUCGCACAUCGAAGGUGUUGACAAAAAGGACGCGGUAUUAUGGGACAUGUGUAGAUCAUUCUUCCCUGCCAGAAGCGGCAUGUACACUUGCUGGGAGCAAAGAAUUAAUGCACGUCCUGGGAAUUUUGGUGCAAGAAUAGACUACAUCCUAUGUAGUUUAGAUAUGAAAGACUGGAUGUCUAUUGCAGAUAUUCAAGAAGGACUAAUGGGCUCUGACCAUUGUCCUGUCUACGCCAUAUUUAAAGAAAACGUUGAUCUGCAUGGGGAUCAAAUCGAUUUUGUUAAUCUCAUGAAUCCAUCGGUGGAUUUUGAAGCAGCUGACAAUUCUUUAUCAAGAAGCCACCUUCCACUGUCUGGAAGGCUCAUUCCCGAAUUUAACCGUCGUCGCAAUAUUCGAGAUAUGUUCCUACGUCAGUCCUCAACUCAAAAUCCCUCCCCUGGUGAGAUCAAUCAAAAUGCGACGUCCAUGUCCAGAAUGACGAACAAAGGGAGGCCGAUAUCCUUGGACCUUGAAAGAUCUCAUGAAAUCGACGAACGAGAUCCAAAACGGCGGAAGAAAGAACCUAUUGCCGGCGUUCUCCCGACAACUAGUCAGAAAAGUAUUCGCGGAUUUUUUAGUCCAAGACAGCCCCGUCUGAAGCAGUCUAACCUUGCGAAGGAUUGCGAGGCCAUCAACGAUUCUGUUCCGAAUGAACGCAAAAAUGAUUCGGGUCCCGGACAUCGUACCUCGGGGAUUUCGCCUCCUGACGCGAGCCCUGAUUUUGAAGCCGAUCCUCAAACCUCACAAGAAUCUACAACUGUUUCCGCGGUUCCAAGCCGUAUCGUGGCUGGCAUAAAUGUGAUGUCUUCAAUUCCAGAACAAGAGUCAUGGAAUAAAAUAUUUAAAAAGAGGCCGCCUCCUAGAUGCGAAGGGCAUGAAGAACCAUGCGUCCGUCUCGUCACGAAGAAACCCGGAAUCAAUCGGGGCAGAUCGUUUUGGAUUUGUCCAAGACCACUCGGCCCCAGCGGCAAUAAAGAAACUGGAACUCAAUGGCGGUGUCCUACAUUUAUCUGGUGUAGUGAUUGGAACUCUAAGCAAUAAUCCAGUCAUGUAGUUCGAAGUUGGGGACCAUAACAAUGAUAUAUUUAUAUAGAACUCUGUGUACCUCGUUUUUCUUGUUUAAUAUAAUUUAGCACCUGCUAAGAAUGGUUUAUGCGCAGUCACUGCACACAGCCAAUCUAGUGGUAAUUAAACUGCAAUGGGUACAUAUAAUA